CUCACAAUCGAACCAAAGGUUGUACGGUAACAAAAGGUAAAGUAGUGUAUGAGUGCAUGAACAAGGGAUUAGAAGAAAUACAUCGGAGCGAGCUAGACUGAGAUUGAAGCGCCUAGUGUGUGAAAAAAAUGCACGGGCGCUUGGUAAAGACGGGGUGGCAAAGGACCUAGCAAGCAAGGUGAUUGGUCCACCGUUUUAUCGACAUCGAGAGUGUCUCCAUCGACGCCAGUUGCCUUCCCGGGGUCCUUGUACAAACAUACAACAGCACCACUGGCACAGACCCCUACUCUCCCCUACUAGAUUAUGCGCCAAUUACCUGUUUUUCCUUAUCCUCGAGGUUCUGUGAAUGAUCCUGUCGGGUACUAGCACGGCUAGCGAUUUUCCGACGGCUUGUACUCUCUUCUCCGGUCCCUUUCUUCUGAAGAUAGAGACAGACAGAGUAGUCUUUCCGUCCGGAGUUCUGUCGCUUUGUGUUGUACACAGGGACAAAGUUUGCGGUAUUAUGCUGGUAUACUACUGCAGCACCUCGGGGGACUUUUCUGUAAUCGAUGCACGAGGAAUCUUUCUGAUUCCCAAUGGAUUUACAUAUGCGAGUUUAUGCGGUACUAUGUACAGGGUGCUACUGAUGCUGUGUAGUGCCUUGUGUGCCUUUCGUCUGACCUCUGUUACUUCAUUUCUGGCAGGGACGACAACUUGGUGUAACAGAGACGACGACUCUCGAAGAUCGAGAGAUCAGGCUCGUAGAUUUGAUAAUACUGAAGACUCAAGAGUCACUGCCCUGCAGCCGAUUAAGGCCGGUGCUUAUCUAGUUCUUCGUGCCAGUGGUGCAGUAACUUACUUGAUCAUGUCUUCAUCAAUGACAUAUGUUAUGUAUUUCCUAUCCUCAACAUAGCGCCGCUACCGAUAACUACAUAGAUUCUCGAAUACAAUCCCUGUCAGAAUCUUGCUCGAAUCCCUCACCUUCCUGCCGCUUUAGCGCCUUCUUCGCGAUAUCUUCCCCACCAUCGCUGAUGCCACCCGGACAGCUAGGAAGAUUGAAUCAUCGAAGCAACAUCUA
Molecule: messenger RNA, 1057 nt
Organism: Lentinula edodes (shiitake mushroom)
Lineage: Eukaryota; Fungi; Basidiomycota; Agaricomycetes; Agaricales; Omphalotaceae
Exons: 5
Coding region: 347-892 (181 amino acids)
Source: RefSeq, a predicted model, not a curated record